AUGACAACUAGAAAUAAUAUACCUCAUGAUAAUAGUAAUCGUAGAGAUAAUGUUGAUGGAUCAUCAUCUGAUGAAGUGAAUGUUCAGAUUACGGCUAAUGAAUAUGGUACAGUACAAGCCGUUGUUGAUGAUCCAAGAUAUGAUAGAAACUCGAUAAAUUCAGUUGAAUCUCAAGAUGAUGCAUGUUUCAGUGAUAAUAGCGGCGAAGAAUGUCAAACAUUACUAUCCACCAAAAAUAUCUUUAAGUCAGCUGAAAAUAAUGCUCGAUUAAAUCAAGCAAAUCUUAUUGAUAGACAACCAACCAUACAACUUUGA
Rotaria sp. Silwood1 is the source of this 315-nucleotide messenger RNA. NCBI's taxonomy places the organism in Eukaryota, Metazoa, Rotifera, Eurotatoria, Philodinida, Philodinidae. The record is from the annotation of a GenBank genome assembly.